ACCGCUUUUCUGUUUUUCUCACUUUACUUUGGCAAGUAUGGGAGGAGGAGCAGUUCCAACACCGCCGACCACCGUCUCCAUCUCCACUAACCAUCACUCUCGGCCACCGUAUUCUCCAACUGUUCCACCCUUCUCUUCCAAUUUUCUUACCGAAAACUUCGAUUUCAUCGAUGAAAAAAGUGCAAGUGGAUAUCCCUAUGAAACCAACUUUGGACCUGUCCCUUCUAAAAUUGAAGUCCAAAACGCCAUAUCUGAUCUUCGAAGGGUGAUGGAUGUAAUUUGUGCAACAAAUUCAGAAAUAAUGGAUUCUUCAAAAUCUUUGGGACAAAACAGGCUUCUUGAUGCCUACCAUUUGCUACAAACAGAUGCUUCUGUUCCGAAACUUGUGUUAUCGAUAUCGUCAGAUAUAGAGGUGUGGGAUGCCAUCUUGAAGAAUGAUGAAGUUCGGGAUCUUCAACGCUCAUUGCCAUACACAGCUAAUGAAGAAAAGGCCAUGGGAUACAAGAAUGAACUCAACUCGACAUCUCUUUUGAUUAAGUGGAUUUUUGCUUUCAUGAAAUUGAAAAUUACAGAAUUAAUCGAUAAAUUAGAGGUUUUCAUCCUUGAAAGAAUACAAAUUGUGACAAGGAAGUCAAAAUCCACAUCAAAACUCGAUGAUAUAUUGGAAGAAAAAGUUCGAUCUUCACUACUCCUCUCGGUAGUCAUAUUGUUAAUAGUGGUCAUCACAAGGAGCACCGAGACAUGAUCAAAGUUUUAUGAGAUUUCGUUGGAAUGUAG
Molecule: messenger RNA, 777 nt
Organism: Lactuca virosa
Lineage: Eukaryota; Viridiplantae; Streptophyta; Magnoliopsida; Asterales; Asteraceae
Source: the annotation of a GenBank genome assembly